This is a messenger RNA of Dreissena polymorpha, 682 nucleotides long. RefSeq lists its product as uncharacterized. Lineage: Eukaryota; Metazoa; Mollusca; Bivalvia; Myida; Dreissenidae. The transcript has 3 exons. The coding region runs from base 141 to 608 and encodes 155 amino acids. The record is from RefSeq and is a predicted model, not a curated record.
CUGGCUGAUUUCUGCAUAAGGUUGUUUGCGUACAGUCUUAAAUCAAGCGCUCUCGUGAUUGAGAUCAGACAUCUGAAAGUACUUCCGGAUUGCAUGUUCUUCGGGGAGCUCGUGCUCGCGCAUUCACACGUCUUUUAAUAAUGGAAAGCACCAUGAGCUUGAUGGCUGACACGGUUGCAAGCACACCGAGAGAGUGUGAUCAUGGGGAAGUUGAAUACCAUGAGGAACAGAACCCAUUCACAGAAUUCUGCAAGUUUUUGUAUGAGCAUUUCCAUAUGGCAGACAAAUGGUCAGAAAUCAAGCUGUUUCAAGUCAAGCAUCCAAUCUGCAGUGUUUACCUCAUCGUAACCUUGGGAUUGAUCGCGGUCCCAGUGGCAACCUUCAUGGUGUUUGUGGUUAGCAGUCUGAUCUUCACUUUCCUGGGGUUUCUCUUCUUUGAAGGCACAUUGCUGGCGAUUGGAACGGUGAUUCUUGGCUUUGUCCUGCUGUUUGUUGGAAUGUGUGCCAUUGGUGUCAGUUGUUUCCCUUGUUGGAGGCUUCUAUGCACUGCAGUUUGGGAGGCAGUUUCUUGUUGGACUCCGAGAGAAACUUCAUUCAGUAUUAAAUGAUGGAAAGGGGAUUCAAAAAGAGGAGUAGAAUUAUGUGAAAAAAUAAUCAUUGUACUAGUAAGUAAUGGAAUUGA